Molecule: messenger RNA, 2272 nt
Organism: Leptopilina heterotoma
Lineage: Eukaryota; Metazoa; Arthropoda; Insecta; Hymenoptera; Figitidae
Product: transmembrane protein 135-like
Exons: 9
Coding region: 493-1932 (479 amino acids)
Source: RefSeq, a predicted model, not a curated record
GCAAUUACAUGUAAUUUAUUCAUUUAAUAUAAACAAUAAUAUGUAUAUGUAAAUGGGGGAAAAAAUCGUUCGUAUAUAAACGUAGCGCGUUCAGCAAAUAAUGACAGUUGCAUAAAAUUAAUCCUCAUUUUUUUAUUUAAAGUAUUUCAAUUGUUGUGUUCUUCACAAAUUGUAAGUUUUAUAACCUAGAAAUCAUGUUUACUGUGUUUACUAAUAUCCUAAUAUGUCAAAAUGAAUUUAUAUUUUGAAUAUAUUUAUUCCUGUAUUAGGAAUUUAUAAAAAAAAUUAUAUAAUGUCAAAGUGACAAUGUUUAUUUGUACUUUGCACUUCGAUCAAAAUGUUUUUCUAAGGUAACUAAAAGGAACAAAAAAGAGAGAAAAUAUUAAAUUGAACAAGUAAACUUCAAAAUUCUACAAGUGAAGAAGAAGAAUACGUGAAAUUGUUUUGCUUUUUUUGUAACGUCAAUUAUCAUUUUGAAAAAAAGGGAGAAAAAUGCCUGCAAAGUUGAGUAAAUUUAAUGUCACAGCUUCUUGUAAAGAUUAUGUGCAUCCUUGGCAAGAUUCAUGUAUAAGUGCAACAGCUGGUCUAGGUCUUCACGCUCUUCAAGAAAGUUUUCGGAUAUACUCAACUGUUUAUUUUAUUACACUCUUAUUGAGGGGAAAAAUACCAUCGAGAAAUGAUAUUAAAAUUACAUUGAAGAGUAUUUUACAAUCAACCGCAUUUUUGUCAUGUAGUGCAUUUACAUUUUCAAUGUUUAUUUGUAGUCUGAGACGGAUUCUAGGCGAUUUCAACGUAUUGACAGUGUCAUUUGUUCCAUCAUUUUUAUCUAGUUUUGCGGCAAUUAUUUUAGAGCGUCCUUCUAGGCGACCAUUAUUGAGCCUUUAUGUUUCAAAUAUUGCUACAGAGACAUUAUUUCGAAUGGCUGUUUGGAGAGGAUACGUUUCACCAAUUCCUUAUGGUCAAAUUUAUAUUUUUGCCAUGAGUAUGUCAGUUCUACUCUAUUACUAUCGAAGCAAGGAGAUCAAACACGACUCAAUAUUUAGAAUACUUAGAAUUUUAGUGGGACAAUACGAGGAUGAAAAAUAUUUGAAUGAAAGACCAAAAAUUUCAGAAAGUAGUAGUAGAAGUAGUAGUAGUAGUGAUAGUAGACAAAUUGAAGUGAAAAAAAGCACGUGUGAUGAAAAGAAGAUGAAAAAAAUAUCUAGAGUAAAAAAUAAUGCUUUCUUCAAUCUUCUUUGGAAAGCUCUUAAUGUAUAUAAAUGUCUAAUAGAAAAAAUUAAAUCACAAAGUAAGCAUAUGUCCUGUCCACAUUCCAACAGUUGUGUACAUUAUAUUCUAACGGGGAGUUUGAAAUUAUUCACCUACGGAUUAGGCGCUCAAUUAGCACUUAAAUUAGUCUUCAAAAUUGGACAAUUAAUGCAAAGGCCAAAAUUAUUGAGGAAUAUUGUUUUCAAGAGGGAAAAUUUGAAAUUACCAAUUUUUCUCGGCGGAUUCUCGGGAAUUUUUAGACUGACGUCAUGUUUAUUGAGACGAUCUUUUGGUUACGAUUCAUCGAGUCAUGCAAUUCCUGCAGCAUUAAUUGCGAGUCUUAGUUUUUUCAUUUACCCAGACAUAACGGCCUCUCUCUAUGUUAUGUGGAAAGCUUUACAGAUUCUAUGGAACGAUGGAGUUGAGAAGGGAAAAGUACCUGAAGUAAAGUGGUUCCCGAUAUUUUUGUACUGUUUUAGCACUGCUGUUCUCUUUCACGCAGCAAUUGUCGAGCCUCAAAAUUUAAGGGCUUCGUAUUGGAAAUUUUUAAUUAACAUAUCAGGAGGAAGAAUAGCAGCAAUGUCUCGAUUGCCUCUCGACGAGUUUGGAUUGGAAACUAGUCAAUUUCUUCAACAAGUCCUCAAGAAAACGAAUACAACUGAUAAAUACAACUAUUCAUUCUAAAUUUUUCUAGAUUUAUUCCCGUAGACGCUUAUUGUUGCAAAAUUAAUAAUUAUUCAUUUGGCAAAUUUUCUAUUUUUUUAUUUUUUAUUUAUUUCUUUUAAAUAUAGUCAUUUUUCAAUCUAUUUUAGCAACAAUUUGUCGCAACAAAAUGAAGAGAGCAUAAAAAUUACAUUCAUAUUUAUUGACCAUUUUUUUUAAUAUAUAUAAUAUAACGAGGGAAACAAUUAUAUGAACAAAUUUACAUUGUUAUGGUAAUUUUAGUAAUCUUUUAAUAAUUAUAAUGAUUAUUAAUAUAUAAAAAUAUAUUUAUUGUUGGAAGCGUAGUUGGUAGUUGGUGCUA